Pangasianodon hypophthalmus (striped catfish) is the source of this 6510-nucleotide messenger RNA. Its product is annotated as period circadian protein homolog 2. The transcript is spliced from 23 exons. Gene Ontology annotation, cellular component: nucleus; cytoplasm. The coding region runs from base 270 to 4238 and encodes 1322 amino acids. Gene Ontology annotation, biological process: entrainment of circadian clock by photoperiod; circadian regulation of gene expression; negative regulation of transcription by RNA polymerase II. Gene Ontology annotation, molecular function: transcription corepressor binding; transcription cis-regulatory region binding. Lineage: Eukaryota; Metazoa; Chordata; Actinopteri; Siluriformes; Pangasiidae. The record is from RefSeq and is a predicted model, not a curated record.
GCUCUCCACGGCUGUCCGCUGGCUCGGUGAGCGCGCGCGCGUCAGCAGUGAGGCAGCAGGUCGCUUCAGCUUCACUCACUGAGGCGACUUUUAGCUUUUAUAAAACUCCACAACGGCUCGUCAGAACCGGGCCAGAACCUUCCGGAUCAUCACUUCUCACUCAGAUCUCUCGUUUCUCAUCUUAUCAACUGCGUUUCCACGUCGAUGCCAUGCGUCAGGUCAGGUGACCUGUUCCCUGAGUCGUGACCUUUCACCCCCUGACCUCCUCCAUGUCAGGUGAGUCUGAGCUGAAGUCUUACCUGUCGGGGGGCGGGUCUGAAGAGGAGGAGGAGAGCGGGUCUCCCUGCGGCGCCAUGUCUCACCUGCACGAAAUGGGCGGAGCCUCGGAUGGGAGCGACAGCGGAAACGACCCGGCCGCUUCCCCGAGUUCCCGCCCACCGCUUCACGAAGACAUGGAGAUGGGCGGGAACGGCUCGAGCGGGAGCGGCACAGAAUCCCACGGCAACGAGUCACAUGGCAACGAGUCCCACGGCAACGAGUCCGUAGGAAGUUCGAGCGGCAACAGCAAAGACUCGGCUCUGUUAGAAUCAUCAGGCAGCAACAAGAGUUCGAACUCUCAGAGUCCGUCUCCCCCCAGCAGCUCCAACGCCUACAGCCUGGUGAGCUCAGAGCAGGACCACCCAUCCACCAGUGGCUGCAGCAGCGAGCAGUCAGCGAAGGCCAAAACUCAGAAGGAGCUCUUUAAGACCCUGAAGAAGCUGAAGCUUCACCUGCCUGCUGAGAAACGCAGCAAAGGUCGAGCGAGCACGUUACACACACUCCGUUACGCACUGCGCUGCGUCAAACAGGUCAAAGCUAAUGAGGAAUAUUAUCAGAUGUUGAUGAUAAACGACAACCAGCCGCCAGGUCUGGACGUUUCCUCGUACACCAUCGACGAGCUCAACAGCAUCACGUCUGAAUACACACUCAGAAACACAGAUAUCUUCGCCGUAGCCGUGUCCCUGAUCACGGGGAAGAUCGUGUACAUAUCGGAGCAGGCGGCGGCGAUCCUGCACUGCAGUAAGGACGAGUUUAAGGACAGGAAGUUUGUGGAGUUUCUGACGCCGCAGGACGUGAGUGUGUUCUACAGCUUCACCACUCCGUACAGACUGCCCUCAUGGAGCAUGUGCACCGGGGCGGAGUCGUCAGCUGCAGAUUUUGUUCAGGAGAAAUCUUUCUUCUGCAGAAUCAGCGGUGGGAAGGAGAAGGAAGGGGAUCUUCAGUAUUACCCCUUCAGGAUGACUCCGUAUCUGAUGAAGGUUCAGGACCCCGAACUGUCAGAGGAACAUUUCUGCUGCCUCAUACUGGCUGAGAGAGUGCACUCAGGAUACGAGGCACCCAGAAUCCCGCCAGACAAAAGGAUCUUCACUACGACACACACACCCAACUGUGUGUUCCAGGAUGUUGACGAGAGGGCGGUGCCUCUGUUGGGGUAUCUUCCACAGGACCUGAUUGGGACCCCCAUUCUUCUUCACCUUCAUCCUGAUGACAGACCACUGAUGCUGGCCGUCCAUCGCAAGAUUCUGCAGUACAUGGGUCAGCCGUUCGAUCACUCCUCCAUACGCUUCUGCACGCGGAACGGCGAGUAUGUUACCAUAGAUACCAGCUGGUCUAGUUUCGUCAACCCCUGGAGUCGCAAAGUGUCCUUCGUCAUCGGACGACACAAAGUGCGCAUGGGCCCUGUGAACGAGGAUGUGUUUUCAGCUCCUGCUUUCACAGAGGGGAAAAUCAUGGACUCGGACAUCCAGGAAAUCUCGGAGCAGAUCCAUAAAAUUCUGCUGCAGCCUGUGCACUGUAUGGGCUCCAGCGGUUACGGUAGUCAUGGCAGCAAUGGUUCCCAUGACCACCCAACCACAUCCAGUGAAAGCAAUAGCAAUGGCAACGUUGCCGUUGGCAGCAGCACCACCACCGGCCACGAGGAGAAGAACAAGAGCAAACCGAGGUCAUUCCAGGAGAUCUGUAAAGGUGUUCAGAUGCAGAAGACACAGGAUCAGCUGGCCUCCACUUCUAAAGCAGACCAGAAGACAGGAUUAAAGUAUCUAGGAACAAAGCAGAAAGACGCCGCCCAUGUGGUAAAAGGUGGUACUGCAACUGUGGAGGCGCUCAGGGACCAAACUUUAUACUCCUACCAGCAAAUCAGCUGUCUGGAUAGUGUGAUCAGAUAUUUGGAGAGCUGUAACACAUCCGUCACGCCGAAGAGGAAGUACCAGUUCUCCUCCAACACGACCUCCUCCAACUCAGACGAGGAGAGGAAAGGAUGUGACGGGGCGAUGCCCAGCCCACAAGAUCCUUUGAAGACCAAUAAAAAGUCUCCGUCUGACGUAGUGGGCGGGGCUUUGGCUCCUUUGGCCCUGCCCACUAAAGCAGAGAGUGUUGUAUCCAUCACGUCUCAGUGUUCAUACAGCAGCACUAUUGUACAUGUAGGGGACAAGAAACCCCAGCCGGAGUCAGAGAUCAUUGAGGAUGUCGCCGAAAGCCCCACCCCUCCUGCGCCAGUAAGCGUGAUGACUCCGCCCACAGCCGAGCAGGGAGCCUAUAGGAAACUGGGCCUGACCAAACAGGUGCUGGCGGCUCACACGCAGAAGGAAGAACAGGCGUUCCUGAGUCGCUGCAGAGACCUGCGUCUCACAUCACUGCAGAAAACCUGUACAGACCGCUCCGAGAGAGACGGGGGACACGCUAACGACGCGCCCUCUGCUGCUCCUCCAGCCAAACCCGGCACGUCCGGGGCAGAACCGACCGCUAAAAGGAGCAGUCGAACCAGAAAGUCAAAGAAACCCCGGAUAAGAAAACCCGAAUCCUCGGACAGCGCCGUCUCUCAGCACAGGCUCCGCCCACCCCUUCAGGGACUGAACCAGACGUCAUGGUCGCCAUCGGAGGCGUCUCAGUCUGCGUUCUCAGUGCCGUACCCUGCCAUGGUUCCCGGGUACAAUUUUUACCCCACUACACUGCCCCCUGCUGGCGACCGCGGGUCAGAUGCCGCAACCGCUCAGGCUCCGCCCACUGCUCCUCAGUUCCCAGCCCCGAUGGUCACACCGGUGGUGGCGUUUGUUUUACCCAGUUAUAUGUUCCCUCAGCUUGGCAUGCCGGCACGCCCACCUUUCUACCCGGAGCAGCAGCCGGGUGUCAGCACUCAGCAGCCGAACUACAACCCCCAGAAUCCCUUGCAACCUCAGCAAACACAGCCAAACUUCACUACCCAGCAGCCUUUGCAGCCUCAACAAGCCUACACCAUCCAGCAACCGUUUACACCCCAACACAUCUACGUUACCCAGAAUCCCUUUCAACCCCAAGCUCCAUUCACCCAGAUGCAGUUCACUCCACAGACACCGCUCCCGUACCAGAUGACCUCUGACCCCAGGCUUCCUGUUCCCGAAUCAGCUGAGGUCCCUUCCUCGUCUCCUCCGUCUCGCUCUCCGCCGCUGUUCGGCUCUCACUGCAGCUCUCCGUUACAGCUGGACCUGCUGCAGCUGGAGGACAAAGCGGAUUCGCACAGCACAGCGCCACCGUCAGGAUCCCGGGGGAACUGCAGCGUGGCGCAGGAGAAAAGCAGCAGCACCGCUACACAAGCAGUGGAGCCAUGUUGUGUUGAAGACGGACCUCCGAGUGACGCCCUCUCCUCGUCCAGUGAGCUGAUGGAGCUGCUGAUGCAGGAGGACUCGGGAUCGGCAACGUCCGCGUCCACAGGCUCCGCCUCCAACGGCUGCAACACCUCCAACAGCGGCACAGGGAGCAGUAAAUAUUUCGGGAGCGUGGAUUCUUCUGAGCACGAGCACAAGCAGAAGAGGAAAGAAGAUGGACAAAACUUCAAAUAUGUCCUCCAGGAUCCUCUGUGGCUGCUCAUGGCCGACACCGAUGAGAAGGUCAUGAUGACUUACCAGGUGCCGUCACGGGACAUGGAGAAGGUGUUGCGGGAGGAUCGGGAGCGUUUGCGGCAGCUGCAGAAGAAUCAGCCACGUUUCACUUCAGAUCAGAGGCGAGAGCUCAUAGAGCAGCACCCGUGGAUGAGACGAGGGGGUUUACCUAAAGCCAUCAGCGUCAAGGAGUGUCUUUACUGCGAGAACGACGCCGGCGCUCUGUUAGAAGACGAACUGCCUGAAAUGGACCUCGGCAUUCUGGGAGGAGAGGUGGUACCAGAAGAGGGCGUGUCUCACGUACAGGAAGAGGAGGAGCAUCGAGGCUUAGACUGUGUUUCGUAGCAACUCCCAAAAAAACGUAAAAACGUAGCAUGCUUUCAGACAAUGGGAUCUUCCAGCUCAACACACACACACACACUAUCUAGACUUUUUUUUUAAUGCCAGAUAACCUCAUUUUACCUUUACCUGUGUGUGUGUGUGUGUGUGUGUGUGUGUGUGUGUCACACUCCUGAACUUGCAGAUCAGAUCAUUAACACUAGCACACUGUGAUACGAGGAGUGAAAACAGUUUUGUCAGAAAUGCUGUGACAUAAAACAAUAGAAUUAAAUGUAAUUUUUUUAAUAAAUGUGAAGAGGAUUUGAGUAAAAUGGUGCAGACUGUAUAAACUAUAAGCUGUGUUUAUUAUUCACACCACAAAACUCCCACAUUUACACACAGGACCAGGAAAUACUUUCUCAUUUUUCAAACAAAACUAUGAUGAAUAAAGUCUUCUGGUUAUCUUUAGUUAACGUUAAUCAUUUUAUUUAUGUAACUUUAUAACUUACUGUUUUGCUAUUUUUCGUCUGGUUUAGGUCUUUAUUUUUUCGUCAUGUUUUUUUAUUACAUAUUCCUCGAGUAUUUUUGUUGGUAUUUUUUAUAUUUGUGUUUAUUGUUAGCUUCAUUCGGGGACUAAGUUAGUCUGUUUAUUUAUUUAAACUCUGUGCUGCUAUUGGCGACUCGCUGGUUGUGUUGAUGGAGCUGACGAUCGUUUCUGUUACUUCCUGUGUGUUUUGUGGUGUAAAGGAUGAAUAAUAAACGACAGAGCGUGAUCUCUGCACUGUUUUAUUCAAGUCACGUGACUGUUUAUUAUUUGUUUUGCUAAUUCGGGUUUAUUUUCGUCUGAAAUGUGUGCGGAGAACAACCAUCAGAACCUCUUACGCCACUGUGAACAGUUUUCUUCUUCGUUUCUUACUUGAAUCAAAAAUGAGAUAUUUUUACAAAGUAGAUGUAGUUUUAGUUUGAUUAUUGUAACCUGUGAGUAAUGUGUGAAGUACAGAAGAUGUGUCCCUGUAGGGUCUGUGUGUGUGUGUGUGUGUGUGUGUUUAUAUACUCUACACACUGAUAGAUAAACACACUCCAGUUACAGCUCUCUACAUGGAGACAAACAGCUAAAAUCAGCCAAUCAGCUUCCAGCUCCACAGAAAGCACUUAGUGUUUUUCAGCUGUCUGUUUUUAAACUCGUCUCCAGACCUAAAACCUCCUCUUGCCACUCUGAAGCUGAUUAUUUUCCUCUAACAGCACGUCCCUCAAGUGUUUUAUUCCUCUUACACCACAGCAAAAUACCAACAACAAUUUUUUUUAUUUACUAAAGAACGUCAUACUUUUUAUCUGUUUAUAGUUACAUUUAAUCUUGUGGAACAUCCACAUUCUCACUUACGUUAUAGCAGCUAUAAACACUGGUUCCCUCACCAGCUUCUCUUUAUUCUCUCAACAAAAAAAAAACGCAGCUUGUUACGCGUGUUCCCGAGAAACCGCAAAGAAGCGUAAACUCCUCUGUCCUGAAGAUGUCGGAAAACUUAUAGUUACAGCUUUACCUCUGACUGUUACAAACCGCUGACACUGGAGACUCCUUCCAUAAACGUUACAGAAAACUUCCACAUUUUUAACCCGUUUAUUAUCAGUGGAGCGUCGCUGUACACGCCUCUGUGAAUGAUCUGUUACUAUGGAAACGAUAAUGUAUUAGAACGAGCGCAUUAAUAUAAACCUGCACUACUGUCAGAGCUGCUGUUAUAGAAAACUAAUCAACACCUUCUGACCAAUCACAAUCCAAACAUAGGACAAACAGCUAUAUCAACAUGCUAGCUAGCAAAAUUGUCAGAUUGCAAUGCAUUCUGGGUAAAUUGUCUCAAAUCGCAAACUUUCGUACUUUGUUUACUCUGAGAAACACGAGCAAAUGUCGUGCAGUAAGAAAACUAAAUGAAGCGUGGAAACUUUCUGCACUCACCUGUUCCAUCAUGAACACAAAGGGCGGGGCUUAGAAGAUAACGGACAGCACUGCCAUGGCAACCGGUGACAGCAGGAGAGUUUCAUGUGUGCUUCUUUGUUCAGACUUUAACUGUUAACUGUAGCUGUUAGCAACACGCUAAUGUCAGCUAGCACUGAAAUCAGUCUGCCAUUACGGCCGAGGCGUAAAUGGACCAAAUGGACAUCUCUCUCUUUUUACGACUGUUUCAUGUCUCUGUGCUCGCGGUGAAACGGAGACUGUCGCUGUUACACACUUUAUUUUCACUCUGGAGUUCUGUUGCAGUUUGUUUUAUAAAAUGAGUAAUAAACUGGGAAAGUGAACAUGAAAACC